AUGGCCGCAGUGCUCCCCAGUGUCCCGAACGUGGCGGGCCUUCUCCACUGGGCAUGCGGCCGUGGACGGGCAGAAGCUCCUGCUCUGCUAGUGGCUCCGCCUCACCGACUGCUGCCAGCGCUCUCGGACCUGGACGAUGCCGAGCGCUUGGAGCGUCUCCAGUACUGGGGCUCCGUCAAUCUGCUAUCGCCCCUACUGAUGGCAGUGAUCUGCGAAAGCCUGCGCCUGGCUUUCCGCCUCGCCAAGCUUCGAAUCUACCCCAGCUUCAAGCCCAUCCCCCAGGAGGACGUCGAACUCCGGGCCCUUUCAAUGGCGCCGGGGAGCCCUGUAGAGGAGAAGCUGGAGAUGGGCGGCUUUCUUGGUGGUGUGGCAGCGUAUCACCUCCUUUGUGGGGGCUUAGUGGCUCUGGCUGUCUCGAACUCCUGGAUUUCCUCGCAUGCAGGAGGAGGUGUUGCCUGGGAGUUGUGGGCAAUCUGGCAGCAGCUUUGCUUAUGGACAUUGUUCCUUCAGAACUUGCUGCGAUGUUGCAUGGUUGACGCGGAAGCUUUGGGUGCAUCCACAUGGAAGGCGGUGCUUCUCUACACCGUCCCAUGCGUCAGCGACCUCUUCGAUACCAUGAAGGACUGGCUCAUCACGGGCAUUUGCUUCCUGGAGCCGAGGACGCCCUGGGGCUUUCCGGUGGGAGCCCUCUUGGUGUCUCUGGAGCUCACUCUCCUCCUUGCAGGCCGCCUUCCCCGCUGCAUCCCUUUGCAUGAGGAGAUAUCCUUGAGCUUGCCUCUCCUGCCGCUUCAAGUGCUCUUUGCUCUGGCCAGCCUUUCCUUGGCAGCAGGGCCGGGGUGUGUGCGGUUCUGGGCAACGCUGUAUGCCAACCUGCGCUAUGGGCUCUAUUCCUUCGUCGUGCUUCCCGCGACCGUACUUCUCUACGCUCUUCGGAGCCUUGCAGCUUUGCUCCUGCUGGCGCUCCAAUGGCUGGCCUGCGUAGUGGCCUUUCUGGCAAUGGCCAUCAUUGACAUUCCUGUCCUUGUGGUUUCGAUCUUUGACUCCUCAGUCAUUCGGUCCGCUGUAACCGCGGAGCGCAGGUGCCUGAACUCUUAUUGCAGCAUGGCCUGGUAUCAGCCCGGUGAGUGGUUCAACCAGACCAACACUUCUGUCCACUCGAAGUCUCUGACGGUGACAGAUGUCGACAGCAUGUCGCAAGAACAGAGUCAGGACAUGCAGGGCUGGAUGCAUGGUGUUUAUCUCUACCUCGCAGAUGGCGGACUACUGUUCACAUUUUCUAUUUACGUCGUCAUCUAUUCGUACCUGCAGGUUUUAGCACACGAGGACGGCAAAAGAGAUCUGCGAAAAAGCUUUUGGCCGAUUCUGGAGCUGCGCAGGCCCGCCCGGCCUGUGGCGGAAAGGUUCACGGAGUGGAGCGUGAGGUCAGCAGGGAACUUGUCUGUGGACUUCCUCAGCAGCUCUCGUUUGAUGAUGGCAUGGACCCGCGACUGGCCGCAGGUGGUUAUCGGUUUGGUUCUGGUGUGGCGGUAUAACCUCCAACACCACCACGAUGGCUUCGGCCUGGCUGGCAUCUCCACCAUCAUCAGCCUCUGCAAAGGGCUCCUGAUCCCCUCCUUCCAGGCCUGCCUAUGCCAAUGGCAGGAGAAUCGGGCGCUGGAUGCUCUGGAGGUCCUGAUCAGCUGGGAGAGACUUCCAGCGCUGGCACGAAGAUUGGACCAGACCUUCUCCAGGAUCCGACGAUCAGAGGUGGAACAAAAGCUGGAGACUUUGGUGGCCAAGCAGUCGCUGGAGGUUCUGCAGAGGUUCAAUGUUACCGAGCGCAGCCUCUUCCGCCCUGUGGUCUCCGCUGUUGAGCAGUGGAUGAGCGACUGCCUCCCGCUGGAGUCUGACCAAGUUCAGGAG
Messenger RNA from Symbiodinium necroappetens, 1902 nucleotides. Lineage: Eukaryota; Dinophyceae; Suessiales; Symbiodiniaceae. The record is from the annotation of a GenBank genome assembly.